Molecule: messenger RNA, 1407 nt
Organism: Clunio marinus
Lineage: Eukaryota; Metazoa; Arthropoda; Insecta; Diptera; Chironomidae
Source: the annotation of a GenBank genome assembly
AACUCGUGCAGUGUUUUAUAUCUGAUAAGAGAAAAUAACAAGAAGAAAAAAUAGAAAAGCAAAAAAUUGAACUCCCAAAGUGCUGGAAAAAAAGUUAAGCAAAAAUAAAAGAAUAAAAAAAACAGGAAAGCGCAUGAAAAAGUUUCAAUCUGGAACAAUGCUAGUGUAAAUAAUUAAAUGGCUAAAGAAAUUUUCCGACGAUAAAACAAGACUUGAACUUGUCAAGAAAAAGUUUUUUGCCGUAUUUUUUGCGUUUCUUAAGUUUCAAUUCGAUUUUUUUUCAUUCACUUUUUCUUAUGUUCGCUUCGUAAAUUAAUUUUUUUCCUUGCUUUUCCUUUUAUAACUAACAAACAAGUGAAGAACGUAGUGAAAGAAAAAUUGUGAAUUAAUGGCGAUAAAUUUUUGCUGAGGAUAAAGAAGACACAGCUCAGAGAAGAGAACUCUUGUUUAACACAUAAAGUUAACCACAUUAUCAUACAGGAUACAUCAGGCUCUCGUUGAAGUAAUGAUAAACGUUGAGAAAUAAACAUUUUGUUACGAAGAAAACAUAAAAUUUAAGAAAGGAAUAUACGUGUUUUCUCUUACUGGAAUUCCUUUUGAAUAAAGGGUGGAUAAACAAGCAAUCAAGUCGAUAAAAAUUAAAUAUUUGAAAAUCAGACUAAGCGAGAGUCAGGAGAAGUGAUAACAUAAAAAAAAUUCAAUGCGAAAUGAAACUUGUUAUAAUUUAUUAGCACGCAACUUCAUCAAUCAAUUAACAUAACCAGGAAAACUAGAAAGUGAUUACAUAACGAAAGAAAAAAAGAAUAUAAAUUUAACUUUCACUAAAAGAUCACAGGAAACAGUGAAAUAUUCAGAUAAAAAUUUUCCAAAAACGAUAACCGUGUGGGUUUACCAUAUAACAUAAAAAAACGGUGAGAUCAAUAAGCAACGAAUACUUUCGAAUUUUAAACCAAGAUUUACUCGCGAAAACCCUCGCCACCACCUACAUUACUGCUAAAAUGUUCUGGUAGUCAAGACAGUUUCACCGUGGAUCCAUAUUGUAAUAGUGGAGGAAUUAAUAGUGGUGGACAAUGGCCAAUACCAAAUUGUGGUGGCCCGAUGUGUCAUCACGGCCCGGGACCGGGACAUGGCAGCGGAAUGUCAUUACCCAUGCCUCAUUUUCCCCUUGCACAUGGGCCUUCCAUGACAUCUCUGCACGGCCCAUUGCCACCACCACCAUUAUGCAAUCCUUGCAGUAGUCAGCCUAACAAUUUCAACUCAGUGCCAUUACCAGGACCCUCCCGGUGGGGCCCCCGUACAUCAUGUCCUGUACAUAGUCCCUUUAGAGCUAGGAUACCAAAUGGAACUAUUUGUUCUGGUCAUCAGAUUCCGGUUAACCUAGUAACCGAAACGAAGAAACUCGGUUAA